AUGGAAAGCGAACGAAGACCGAAUCCUCCCGGAUGGGUGCCUCCUAAGGCGCCGUAUAAUCCGUAUGAUGCCACCGAUAUUAGACCUCCAGAGGGUUAUCCGUCCGAGUUCAAAGCUCCAGGUAAACCCAGAAACUGGAGUGUCGUACCCAAGGAGCCAUCAAACUACAGAGUUGUCAAAGACACCCUCAAGAGGAUGCAAUACACACCGCGUCCAUUUAGCGAGUUAUAUCCUGGUCAAUACAAAAUUCUGAGGCGAACAGACCGGUCAAAGUUCAGAUCAGGCGUCAAAUACGCCUCGGUUCUGCUCAGUUCGUCGGUGAUAAUUCUGGGUGUGUUUUUCUACAGAUGGAAUGACGGUUACGACAACGUCUUUUCUACGCCGUACCGAUUCCAACUUCGAAUGCGAGACAAGAUUUUCGGAAACUUGACUGAACAGCAGAAGGAAGAUUUACGGGGAAAACAAAGAGGCCUUGUGAGCACUGGUUCUGAGACACCUGUGCUGAUGCCAUCGGGUGGAGAUGAUAGUAUCGCGAUGCAACGUCCUCAACGAAGUCACAUCAUCGAAGCAGAGCGUAUUCGUCAAGAGCGAGAAGAGGCUAUUCUACGGGCUGUGGAUAUCGCUAAAGCUGCACUGAAAGAGGAACCAGCGAAAGCGCCAGCUGCUGGGUCACAAAGGAAGAAGUUUCUGGGAAUAUUUUAA
Sugiyamaella lignohabitans is the source of this 702-nucleotide messenger RNA. RefSeq names its product Gastric triacylglycerol lipase (gene Lipf). The coding region runs from base 1 to 702 and encodes 233 amino acids. NCBI's taxonomy places the organism in Eukaryota, Fungi, Ascomycota, Dipodascomycetes, Dipodascales, Trichomonascaceae. The transcript has a single exon. The record is from RefSeq and is a predicted model, not a curated record.